AUGACCGGCUCCAUCGCUCCCACAGGCGCGGCCAAUAAAGACACAUCCACGAUCCAGCCCGGAUCGGGCUCCGGCGGCACCAAUCUCCCAGGGUCGUCGCCCCUGACCACCGCGGAGAAGAAGGCCGAGAAUUUGGCGAGAACCGCUCGCAAUCUCCUCUUGCAGCAGCGUAGAGACGCGCAGGAGGCCAACGUUCCCGCUGAUGAACCCCUUUUUCAUAUUAUCUCCCGUCCUUCUACUCCUACCUCCUCCGUACCUUCCACUACCAUUCCCGCAGCUCAUAAUGUAGUAGGACUUCUUUCGGCCUUCUCCCAAUUCUCCCCCGGCUCGCAAAAGAAAUUACAGACCCUCAUUAAUACAUCCUUACCUACAGCAGAUAAUUCUCUUCCCGACUCAGUCCCGAAAUUACUUUUUUCCAUCGAACGCGAGCGCCCCUCUUCUUCUACUUCUCACGCACAGAGUUUCGGCAUCCAUCCUUUCAUUCUCAAUCUCGGCCAAAACCGAGUACACAUUCCCUUAUCCCUAUUUACCACUGCCUCCACGAACAAGUUACAUAACAACUCAACCUCCAUCAAGCAGAACAUUGUCUACAACGCCAGCGGUACGAAGUGCCAUCUGAUCGAUCUAACCCAAUUCCAGACAGAGUCUGAAAUGGACGUGGCCGACUGGCAUGAAGCAUGGAACCGAUGCAUACCUUUCCUCCGUACUCACUCCGAUACAGCCGUAGCUCAGCGAUGGGAGGAACAUUAUCAGUUUCUGUCGAAACAAGAUGAUUUCAAGCGCGACUUCCACGCUAUUUUGACCUUCGACAUCGAACAGCGAACUCGCUACUCCAUCGCACCCGAGGCACACAACGAGGACGCGUAUCAGCGGUGCUUCGAAGCGCGCCUGACAGGAACGCCAAUAGGAGUGGCCGAGCAUACGAUCCGUACGACCGUGACACCUGUCGUAAUCCGUGAAACACUUCCACCGACAAACCUUCCUUUCGAGAGGGCAAGGGAGCCGAUUCCGGGUCCACUCCCCUCUGCCUCUGUUGCCGCCGGCCCGGCCACAAAUUCUCUCAAUGCACGGAAACGACAACGGCGCAAGGAAUCGACACGCUCUCGAGAUAUCUCAACAACAAACUUGUGCUCCGCUCUAACUCGGCCCCUCUCUGCAUCACCUUCCAGCUCAAUUCCGCCAAGUGCAUCUGCAAGCAGCAUCAUCCCGAACAACACGUCUGCUCCUUCUGUGGCUCCUCUGAACACGGAGCCUGCGCAAGAAAAUGCACCUAACGAGGGCGACGCGACCCUCCUUCUUGGCGCGCGGCUAUGUCCUCUUGAUGACUUCGAGGAGUGGUAUCCCCCUCCAAAUCUCUCUGCUCCCGACGAGCCUCACGUAUACUUCAAUGACUUGCAACCGGAACCCUCUCCGUUCGACAACGAUUCUGACUUCUCACUUAUUCUCACUCCUUACUCUGCACCCGACUUUCAGCGCUAUCUCGACAACGCCGGCCUCCUCGCACGAUAUCCUGAACUCUGCUUCAAAAUCACACACAGAUUCCUACUUGGCGAUCUCGCACCAAUCCUUGAGUCUUUCACUCCCGACAACCUGCCGAGCGCGAACGAUCACACGGAGGUCAUCCGCGAAUACAUCUCGGAAGAACUUGCUCUCGGCCGAUUCACCGGUCCCUUCACGCGCGCACAGCUCGAAACGAAGAUUGGACCGUUUCGAUCGUCUCCUCUCCAAGUUGCAACCAAAGUGGGGGCUUGCGGCGAACCAGACAAGUUUCGCAUAUGUCGCCAUCUCUCGUAUAAGGGUACACUGGGCCAAUCCGUCAAUGAUGAGAUCGACGCCAAGGAUUACCCUACACGAUGGGGCAAAGCCACUGACGUAGCGAAAAUCAUCUCAGCGGCGCCACCUGGCACGCAGGUGGCCACGCUAGACAUCGCGGGUGCAUAUCGCACCAUCCCGGUCAAACCGGAUCACAAACGCUUCCUCGUAGUCUACUUCCGUGGUUUUUUCUACAUGGAUCACAACGUGCCCUUUGGCCUCGCCUCCGCCUCGGGUCUACAAGGCGAGGUUGCAGAUGCCACCGUUGACAUCUGGGAGUCUCUUGCAGUAUCCCCCGUUGUUAAAUGGGUGGAUGACUUUGCCCUCUUCCGUUUUCCAUGCGAGACCGGACCGUUUGCAGAUGGCAACUUUCAUUACCAUUAUGACCUCACUCACGCGAAGGAAUUAAUCGCACCCCUACGUAUCCCAUGGCACCUGACGAAGGGACAGGAGUUUGCCGACUCCUUCGAUUAUGUUGGCUUUCAUUGGGAUAUCACUUUGCGCACCGUUUCUCUCUCUGAGCGCAAACGGCUCAAAUAUCAUGCUCACCUACUUCUCUUUCUCCAGACCUACGAGAACUCACAGGUAUCGAAGAAAGAAGCACAAUCUCUCAUUUGCAAACUCUCCCACGUCACGUUCGUGCACUCGCACGGUCGUUCGUACAUGAGUAACUUAUAUGCAUGGCUUCGCACCUUCAACAACGACUUCACUCCCCGCUACAUGCGCUCGUCCGUCAUCUCCGAUCUUAAGUGGUGGCUCUCCACCCUCUCUAUCCCAUCCGCACCUCGCUCACUCACUGGACGUGGACCCACGCGAGACUACGGCAUAUGGGUGGAUGCAUCCACGAGCACCGGCAUUGGCAUCAUCUGGAAUGGUCACUGGGCCGCCUGGCGCUCACUCGAGGGUUGGAAGAUACCUGGACGAGACAUCGGAUGGCUCGAAGGCAUCGCAGCGGAAAUCGCCAUACUCAUCGCAUGCGCGAUGGGCAUUCGAGAUGCCAAUAUUCUUAUCCGGAGUGACAAUGACGGCAUCAUCGGAGCCUUCGAGAAAGGUCGCUCCAACAACGCGGAAACCAAUCUUUGUAUUCGCCGCUCCGAAGAGGUAUUUCGCGUUACAGGCUUAUCGGCUUCCCUUAUCUAUGUCAACACAAAGGACAAUCUCGCUGACCCCGUGUCGCGUGGGAUCUAUCCCGCUGAUUCCCUCCGUCUACCUCUAUCUCUCGACCUCCCUGCUCCCAUCGCUCCCCUCUUUGCUCAUGCAUGA
Messenger RNA from Sparassis crispa, 3075 nucleotides. RefSeq lists its product as hypothetical. The coding region runs from base 1 to 3075 and encodes 1024 amino acids. The transcript has 3 exons. The record is from RefSeq and is a predicted model, not a curated record. Lineage: Eukaryota; Fungi; Basidiomycota; Agaricomycetes; Polyporales; Sparassidaceae.